UUAAUAAAGAUGGUGAGAGAGGUGUUUUUAUAACUGUUUUCUCUAUUUUGGGGAUUGGACGGCCUUUUUGUAUGUUACGGUACAUCGAAGGCUGGUCUUACGGGAUUGACUCUUCCAUUAGCUAAGGAGCUCUCAUCCUUCGGUAUACACGUCAUGAGUAUAGCGCGUGGCGUAUUUAAUACGCCCAUUGUGGACCGCUCGAAUAAGAAUGCGCCUAUAGCUCUAUUUCCUCGACGCCUUGGAGAGCCAACCGAGUUUGCAGGCUUAGUUUUACGCGUGAUAGAUACAUCGAUGUUGAAUGGUUCUGUGGUCAGACUAGAUGGUGCAUUGCAUGUUUAGAUACAGUUAUAAUCAUUUUUUUAUUCUGUUCCUUUGAAACAAAG
This is a messenger RNA of Mycotypha africana, 383 nucleotides long. RefSeq lists its product as uncharacterized. Lineage: Eukaryota; Fungi; Mucoromycota; Mucoromycetes; Mucorales; Mycotyphaceae. The coding region runs from base 154 to 339 and encodes 61 amino acids. The record is from RefSeq and is a predicted model, not a curated record. The transcript is spliced from 3 exons.